Molecule: messenger RNA, 420 nt
Organism: Acaulospora colombiana
Lineage: Eukaryota; Fungi; Glomeromycota; Glomeromycetes; Diversisporales; Acaulosporaceae
Source: the annotation of a GenBank genome assembly
AUGGGGGAACCACUAUUGCGUUACUCGUCAUUUUCUUGGCCGUACAGAUCCACCAAUCUCAGGGCUUGCAAUGGUGGGGGAACACCAUCAACAGCAAGAGUGAGUAUGCUGUUUCUGUUUUUAAAUCACGAGUUAGCCCCAUCGCCUAUGGGUGGACCUCCCCUUCCCUCGGCUCCCGCUUCCCAUCACAUACACUGGGUGUGUCUCGCCCCUGUGGCUAAGGCCCCGGCGGUGAUCCUUCAUUAUCCUGAGCACCUCUCCCUUCAUAACUCCACCUUAGGGCUAUUAUCAAUCUUCCAUCAGUGUGCUAACUUUAUACUUGCAGCUAUCGAUGGCUCGUUGACGACGACCUCGUUGUUGCAAACGCCCGCAGAGGGGUUCGCGCCCUCUCCUGCUCAACGAUUAGCUGGUGGGUCGUGA